Molecule: messenger RNA, 1958 nt
Organism: Alosa sapidissima (American shad)
Lineage: Eukaryota; Metazoa; Chordata; Actinopteri; Clupeiformes; Clupeidae
Product: bactericidal permeability-increasing protein-like
Exons: 16
Coding region: 253-1692 (479 amino acids)
Molecular function (GO): lipid binding
Source: RefSeq, a predicted model, not a curated record
AACUCCAUCUCAGAGCAGACUGCUUCCUGGUGUGGAGAAUUAGAGGCCAUGUGUGUCUCUUCCCCUCACAGUCCUCCCCUGUGACCAGCCCUGGAGACACACUGCUAAGCCACACCACACCACAGCACAAGACAGGACAGGACAUCACCCAGGGAGAGGCUUUCAAUUUGUCCUACUACUACUGUUGCUACUACUACAGUUCCUUCCGUGUCCGCUGGCUAAGAGAGAUCCCCUCACACAUCUCCCCUCCGUAUGGUGACUCUGGGCAGGAUGUCCCCCUGGUGUCUGCUGGCACUACUGGCCCUGGUGCCCUUCACUCUGAGUGCAAAUGCAGGGGUCAAGGUCAAACUCACACAGAAGGGGCUGGAGUAUGCUCGGCAAAUUGGGAUGGCAACACUGCAGCAGAAGUUAAAGACCAUCAAGGUCCCUGACCUGAGUGGAACAGAGAAGGUGGCUCCCAUUGGCAAGGUCAAAUACAGCCUUACAGGAAUGCAGAUCACAAAUCUGGGACUACCCAAGUCAGAGAUGGGGAUGGUUCCAGGCACGGGGGUCAGUCUCGCCAUUGGGAACGCCUUCAUUAGCCUCCAUGGAAACUGGAGGGUGCGAUAUUUACAUUUCAUCAAGGACAGUGGAUCCUUUGACCUGGCAGUGAACGCGCUCACUAUCACCACCAACAUUGCUCUGAAGAGCGACGAGACCGGCCGCCCCGCGGUCAGUACCGUUAGCUGCACCUCCAACGUCGGCAGUGCCACCAUCAAGUUCCACGGUGGAGCUAGCUGGUUGUAUAACCUCUUCAGUGCCUACAUCGACAAGGCCCUGCGCAGCGCCCUACAGAAGCAGAUCUGCCCCCUAGUGACCGAUGCCAUAGCAGAACUGAAUCCCCAACUGAAGACUUUAAAUGUUCUGGCACGGGUGGACAAGUAUGCCGAAAUUGAAUAUUCAAUGGUUGCAUCUCCCAUCGUCUCCAAGUCCUUUGUGGACUUCAGCCUAAAGGGCGAGUUUUACAACAUCGGCAAGCACAAGGAGCCUCCAUUCUCCCCGCCAGUAUUCGGUCUACCUCCGCAGGUCAACAACAUGCUCUACAUCGGCGUCUCGGCAUUCACCGCCAACUCCGCAGCCUUUGUCUACCACAACGCAGGAGCCUUUAACAUCUUCAUCACUGAUGACAUGAUCCCCCCCAGUUCUCCCAUCAGGCUCAACACCAGGACAUUUGGAGCGUUCAUCCCACAGUUAGCAAAGCAGUACCCUGGCAUGAUGAUGAAGCUAUUGGUGAAGACAACCAAGCAGCCGAACAUCAGCUUCCAGCUCAACAACGUCACACUGCUGGCCUCGGGCACCGUGACGGCCUACGCCAUCCUGCCCAACACCACUCUCGCCCCGCUCUUCAUUCUCAACAUGGAAGCCAGCGUCAGCGCCCACAUCUACGUGACCGGCGUGAAACUAGCCGGCUCGGUCAGCCUCAACAGAAUGGAUAUGGCACUGGGGGCCAGUUACGUGGGUCCUUUUCAGGUGAGAUCGCUCGAUAACAUUUUCCUGAUGGUGUUGAAGGUUGCCGUGCUCCCUAAAAUCAAUGCUCAUCUGCAGCAAGGCUACCCUCUCCCUGCAAUCGGAAAGAUGAAUCUUGUGAACACUCAGCUGCAGGUCUUGAAGGACUUCAUGCUGAUUGGAACAGAUGUUCAGUUCAGAGGAUGAGUCAGUCGUUUCCUCGAUCUCUCUACCCCAUCCCUCCAUCCUUCUUUCCUUCUAUCCCUCCAUUCCGGCCUCCUAGUCAGCAAAGUCUUCUCCGCAUAGUGCAUCAGGGUGUAAUUAAUGAGAGCCAAAGACUUGAACCUGCACACGUCUGUGGUCUUUUUUAUAAACCACAUAUGCAUUUCUUUGCAGUACAUUCUGUUUGGCUGUGGUGGAUCUGUGCCUUCCAUGUUCGAGCAUUACAAUAAAUACAUUUGGGUUUUUAACCA